Papaver somniferum (opium poppy) is the source of this 477-nucleotide messenger RNA. RefSeq names its product monothiol glutaredoxin-S3-like. The transcript has a single exon. Bases 1 to 477 code for a protein of 158 amino acids. The record is from RefSeq and is a predicted model, not a curated record. NCBI's taxonomy places the organism in Eukaryota, Viridiplantae, Streptophyta, Magnoliopsida, Ranunculales, Papaveraceae.
AUGUACCUCAACAAUGCUACUUUGUCAUCUAUAAAUAACUCAACAUUCAAACUUCAUUCUCACCAUCGAUCAUCUGAAACACUUCCAAGCUUCUUGUACUACAGUUACAUUCAAAUCAAACUUCCUAUAACGAGACGCUUCAUAUCAUACAUUUCGAAACAACCUAAUGAGAGAGUAACAAGAUUAGCAUCACAAAGAGCUGUAGUUAUCUUUAGCAAGACUACAUGUUGUAUGAGUCAUACUGUCAAGACCCUUUUCUAUGAUCUCGGAGUAAACCCAUCAGUUCAUGAACUCGACCAAGAACCCAGAGCAGGAAAAGAAAUCGAGAAAGCGCUUAUAAGUCUAGGAUGUAAUCCGUCGGUACCUGCCAUAUUUAUCGGUGGUAAGCUAGUUGGUGGAGUUAGUGAAGUUAUGACUCUUCAUCUCAGUUGCUCUCUCGUUCCAUUGCUAAAGCAAGCAGGAGCUAUCUGGCUUUGA